Messenger RNA from Centruroides sculpturatus (bark scorpion), 462 nucleotides. RefSeq lists its product as uncharacterized. Lineage: Eukaryota; Metazoa; Arthropoda; Arachnida; Scorpiones; Buthidae. The transcript has 5 exons. The coding region runs from base 1 to 462 and encodes 153 amino acids. The record is from RefSeq and is a predicted model, not a curated record.
AUGAAAUCAAGUUAUUUUGAUGAUGGAGACUUGCAAUUAGAAAGAAAUUGCCAAAAAUGUUUGCAAGUAAUCUGCAAUUUAUUUCUUCCAUUUUUACCUAUUGAAAAAAUUAAUGCUGAAUUAUUUGAAAAACUUAUCCCAAAGAUUUCAGCUUUGUUCCAGAAUAUCAUCAUAGACAUUAAAGAUAUUAUUCAAAGUGAAGAUCUAGAUUGUAAUAAAACAGAAAAUAUAACUGAUUUUUUAGAGGCAAUCUGUUCACUUCUUUGUAAUGUACUUAUCAGUAUUGAAUUUUUAAAUAAAGAAACAUCUAUUAUGUUGGAACAUUUUUAUAGUUUACCAGAAAAUAUCAUUGCUUUUUUGAAAAAAAUUUAUAACCAUUGCAAACUCAGCAUUUUCAUGUUUAUCAUGAUACUUGAUGGUAUGAAAUGGCAUAAAUUCAAUGGUCAAGAAGACAGGAAUUGA